UUUUGCCCGAGCAGAGUCCGUUAGUGAGGUUGGAGAGCAGCCAAAGACACGGGGAAACAUGCCCUUUGGUGGGUUGGCAGGUUUGAAGGAGAAGGUGCUUAAACCUGGGAAGGAGGAAGUAAAAAACACAGUGGGAGACUCUUUGGGAAAACUGCAAAGGAAAAUGGACGGUAGCAAUGCAGAGGAAACAGACCACAUUGAGCUGACAGAGGACUGGCGUCCGGUGGCGUCAGCUCCUCGCGCCGCGCCAAUGCUGGACUGCAGCUGUGGCGGUCUGCCCAAGCGCUACAUAAUCGCCAUCCUCAGCGGCCUGGGCUUCUGCAUCUCCUUUGGUAUCCGUUGCAACCUCGGUGUGGCCAUUGUGGAGAUGGUGAACAACAACACCGUCUACAUCAAUGGGACCCCUGUGCUUCAGAGAGCUCAGUUCAACUGGGACCCAGAGACAGUGGGGCUCAUCCACGGCUCCUUCUUCUGGGGUUACAUUGUCACUCAAAUCCCUGGUGGUUUCAUCUCCAACAAGCUGUUUGCCAACAGGGUUUUUGGGGCUGCCAUUUUCCUGACGUCAGUGCUAAACAUGUUCAUCCCAUCAGCAGCACGGGUGCACUACGGUUGCGUCAUGUUUGUGCGCAUCCUGCAGGGCUUGGUGGAGGGUGUCACCUACCCGGCAUGCCAUGGGAUGUGGUCCAAAUGGGCGCCACCUCUGGAGCGGAGCCGACUGGCCACAACUUCCUUCUGUGGAUCCUAUGCAGGAGCAGUGAUCGCCAUGCCUCUAGCCGGGGUGCUCGUUCAGUACGUCGGAUGGCCUUCAGUCUUCUAUAUCUAUGGUGUUUUUGGGAUCAUAUGGUAUGUCGUGUGGCUGCUGCUGGCAUAUGGAAGUCCCGCUGAACAUCCGACCAUCAUGGAGGAGGAGAGGCUCUACAUCGAGACCACCAUCGGGGAAACAAUGCGCCAACUGAGUGUGACUGAGAAAUUCAAGACACCGUGGCGUUGUUUCUUCACCUCCAUGCCCGUCUACGCCAUCAUCGUGGCCAACUUCUGCCGCAGCUGGACCUUCUACCUGCUCCUCAUCAGCCAGCCGGCGUAUUUUGAGGAAGUCUUUGGCUUUCCCAUCAGCAAGGUGGGGCUCCUGUCCGCGGUUCCCCACAUGGUGAUGACCAUAGUGGUUCCUAUUGGAGGACAGCUGGCUGACUACUUACGCAGUAACAAAAUCAUGUCCACCACGAAUGUGAGGAAAAUCAUGAACUGUGGAGGAUUUGGUAUGGAGGCCACUCUGCUUUUGGUGGUGGGGUUUUCUCACACUCGGGGGGUUGCCAUCUCUUUCCUAGUUUUGGCUGUGGGGUUCAGUGGAUUUGCCAUCUCAGGUUUUAAUGUCAAUCAUUUGGAUAUUGCUCCUCGCUAUGCCAGCAUCCUGAUGGGCAUUUCUAACGGGGUGGGAACGUUAUCAGGGAUGGUGUGUCCUCUGAUUGUUGGAGCCUUGACCAAAAAUAAGACUCGCCUGGAGUGGCAGCAUGUCUUCAUUAUUGCGUCCAUGGUGCAUUACUCUGGGGUCAUUUUCUACGCUAUCUUUGCUUCUGGAGAGCAGCAGGAGUGGGCCGACCCCGAGAGCACCAGCGAGGAUAAAUGUGGCAUUAUUGAUCAGGAUGAGCUGGCUGAAGAAUCAGAGCUCAACAUGGACAACGCAGUGGCUCCCAAAAAGAGCUACGGAACCACAAACAAUUCCUCUGGAGGAAAACAGGGCUGGAAAAAGAGGAGAGGGGUGACAGUGCAAGAGGAGGAGGAUCAUUGUGGGAACGGCGAGUACCAGGACCGUUACCAGUGAGACGCACUAGGGGGCAAAGGACUUCCAAAACCCUCGAGUCUGGUUGCAGCUGAAAGUUUGAUUACAAACCUGUGGAAAUAUUUUAAAAAAGCAAUGGAAAAGUAACAAGGAGCAGCAUCAUCAUAUGCACCUCAAGCCAUUUUUCCUUUUUGGUCACACACUCCAGUGAUGUCCAGUAAUGUCAAAAAUCCUGAGGGAAAAAUGCUCAAAUUACUUAAAUAGUCUUCAUUGGAAACGAUUGGAGCAAAGUCAGUUAGUACUCUUCCACACAAACCUUUAUGAACCGUGUUGUGUUAAAAAGAGCUUCAGAGACACACGUAGAGUUCUGCGUUGAUCGUACUCCGUCUGUGUGGGCAAACUGAGCGUUGUGUGGCUUACUUUGGACCAACCGUUUUUUGAAAUGUUUCGUGUCAGCUAUGCAACGUGAAAAAUGCUUUUGGAAUGCAACGAUGGGUUUGACAGCAGUGUUAAUGUUACCAGCCUUAUUUUAUUUAAGUUUGCUUGUAUGUAUUUGCUCUUGCUGAAUGAUUGCACUUUGAACCGCUUAGCCCGCUCUGUCUGAGCAGGUCCUAGUUCACCAUCUGUUCUCAAGCAUUACAUCACCUUCAUCAUCCAUCCUGCUCCGAGCUCAUGAUGGGAGGUGAUGGAUGGUGAUGACGCAUUUAGUGUAACGAUAUAUAUAUUCUCCUGGUGUUUGUCUUUUUGGAAUCUGUCAGUGUUUGAUACAUGGCGACCCAGUUUGUUUCUAAAAAUAAUGUACUGUAAUGUUUAAUCAUAAAAGAGUAUGGGACAUUUA
Messenger RNA from Gasterosteus aculeatus aculeatus (three-spined stickleback), 2615 nucleotides. RefSeq names its product vesicular glutamate transporter 3-like. Gene Ontology annotation, biological process: synaptic transmission, glutamatergic; neurotransmitter loading into synaptic vesicle; regulation of synapse structure or activity. Lineage: Eukaryota; Metazoa; Chordata; Actinopteri; Perciformes; Gasterosteidae. The record is from RefSeq and is a predicted model, not a curated record. Gene Ontology annotation, cellular component: excitatory synapse; synaptic vesicle membrane. Gene Ontology annotation, molecular function: L-glutamate transmembrane transporter activity; neurotransmitter transmembrane transporter activity.